CGGGAGACUCGAUGAGUGCAUGUAAACAAACCUACCUCCCAGUGCAAUCUAUAUUUUUGCAUUUAUCAGUUGUUUUCAAGUAUUCUCCGAGACCCCACUGAAACAUCCAUUAUACCUUGCUACUCUGCGACAUCAGGCAAGAUUGGCUUUUUUCCCGGCUGAAGAGAUCCUAAGUAAAUCAGAUAACGAUGGAUGACCUGACGUGCACAGUUUGUUCAGAGGUGUACGAAGGUGGUGUCCGAGAGCCAGUUGUCCUUCCUCUUUGCGGCCACACUUUCUGCCGUCCUUGCUUGUACAACCUGGUCGAUGUCAAUCCAUCCCUUAAAUGUCCCACUUGUCGAAAGAAACACAAAGGCUUGUCAGUAACUCAACUCCCUACUAACUUCACCGUCCUUACUCUUGCUUCUAACCAAAAGCACAAGCAGCAAAAAUGCGAAAUGUGUGAGUUCCAUGGAGACCCUGUUAGGAUGUGGUGCACCACUUGCCAAAAAGCACUUUGUGGACAAUGUCUCUUUGAGGGCCACAUGACAGAUGGCCACUCUGUUGUGAAAGUCCAGGUCAUUUUAAUGGAAAGGAAACAGUUGAUAGAAGAUAAAGCCAAGAGAAUCCUCAGGUUCAUUGAAGAGGAGAAAAAAAAUUUAGGCAAAGAGGUUCAUAGUAUUGCCCAUAAACUAGCGGGUAUCUACAAGAGAAGUAAGAUCCUGACGCGUUAUGCUCAAGAUACUGAAAGAAUUUUGAAAGACGUAAGGAAGACAGUGCGCCUAAAAUCUGUUAUAGCUAAUGAAAAUAAACUUGAAAGUCUUUCCCCCUUAAUUGGAAUUAAAAGCAUUGAGGAUGAAGAAAAUACGGGUAGUACUAAAGGGACGAAAACCUCCCCUGAACCUUCCACAGACCAACCAGGCAUUCCAGUAGGGAAAGAAAUGACUCUCACACCUUCCCCACGCUCACGCUCUAAAAAGUCUCACGUCCACAGAUCCAGCCGUAAAUCUGUUGUUCUUCCUUUGCCAGUCUCUGAAGCCGACAACAAUAACACACAGAAUAGUGAUAUUAGUAAUGCCAAUGAAACUUCUAAGCUGCUUAAAUUUCAAGCAUCUCCUGCUGACCCUGGAUCUGGUGCAGAUGAAAAAUUCCUGGCUUUGGAUGAGUCAGACACAGAACAGGAUGAUUCACUCAGGUCCAACAGAGAAGGUGACACAAAAAACGAGGCAGGUUCUGAAUGUCAAAUGUGGCCUUUGCGUAGAUGUGCUCCUGGUGGUAACAAACAAUGGCCGCAUAUCAACUGGCAGGACUUCAUGACCCAGGUUCCUGCUGUUCAGUUAUUAGUACCUCCAGAGAACCCCGAAGUCAUGAUGCAGCUUGGUGUACGAGGUACAAUUCUUGGUCGAAUACAUAUCCGUCUCUGGGGUCAUCUUCGUCGAGCACAGCAUUUCUUGGCAUUGUGUCUUGGCACAUUUGGGCCCUCAUACAAAGGAUCCAAGUUCAGCAAUGUUGCGAGGAAGGGCCAGCCUGGAGAAAGUUUGGUUGGUGGUCGCUAUAUUACAGAGAACGGCAUUAGUGCCGAGGGUCUAAUGGAUGCCCUGGAAUGGCGGGGCAGAUAUUCAGGCUCUGUUACUGAAGGAGUGCUUGGAGGUGCCAGUGAUGGUGAUCCCAAAUUGGAAUCGUUCUUUGGAAUCUGUACGAGAGACUAUCCCGAAGGAGAGUACUAUUGCCCAUUUGGUGAGGUUGUGUCAGGACUCGAAGUAGUGCAGAAGGCUGUGUGCCAAGACCCAGUGACGGAUGUUGUUAUUACAGAGGUCACCUCUGCCUUCUCAAGAUUCAAGGAUAAGUGAGAAUGAAUUUCAUUUAGAUACAGUAAUUCCAAGUUUUUUAACCGUGUGAUGUUGUUGCCAAACUUAAAUGUACUUGGUUCUGUAAUUUUCUUUUUUCACAUUAGAUAAUAACAAUGUUUUUAGCAUGCCUUUAUUCAAAUCUAAACACAGGACAAUGUGUUAGUUCUUCCAUUUUGUUUUUCUCAAUUAAAUUAUAAUUGUUCAGUAGAUUGAUACGUUUCAUCUGACAAAAUUAUAAAGCAAAUUAGAAAUUCUACAUUUUUUCAAACUUAGAAAUAAUCUUUAAUGCAUUUUAAGCUGUUAGAUGUCAUGUGAGAGAGAAAUUGCAUUUCCCUGUUUAUAUACUAUAUACGUUUGUCAAUCUGUGAGUACAUCAGUUUUUAAUUAACGUUUACCAACCUCAACAGCACGAAUGUGUAGAGGUGCAUGUUCAAUUCAAUAUUUGCGUAGAAUAACUGAGUAACAUAAAAGGAUUCUGUCAUUUUAUGUAAACGUUGAUAAAUGAAUUAUUAGUGUGUUUGCUAAUGCUCUCGCCCUUAAACAGGUUCAUUCCUGUAGUUUUAUGUGGUUGCAAGAAAAAUGUGCGUGUAGGAGUUAGUUUGUAAAGCCUUUAUCAUUUGUUAUUGUAUGUGUUUGUUUAACUGCCAUAUUGCAAGUGUUUUGAAUCAGGUAGUAAUGUAGUUGGAACACACCAGUUCAGGUGAACCAUCUUUUAGCAACUAGUUCCUAGAAAUCAAUCAUUCUAGAGUUCUUUGUUAUAGAAUGAAACUUGAAAUACAACUUGUUAAAUUUGA
Molecule: messenger RNA, 2623 nt
Organism: Macrobrachium nipponense
Lineage: Eukaryota; Metazoa; Arthropoda; Malacostraca; Decapoda; Palaemonidae
Exons: 4
Coding region: 189-1829 (546 amino acids)
Biological process (GO): protein peptidyl-prolyl isomerization
Molecular function (GO): peptidyl-prolyl cis-trans isomerase activity; zinc ion binding
Source: RefSeq, a predicted model, not a curated record